AUGCCCCCGCUGACUUGUAAAAUCAACUUCCUCUUCAGAAUCAUUCACUUUUCCGAUUCGUGGUUCGAAGUUAGGUCUAUCGCGAAUGCGAAUGGUCUGCAGAAUACUGGAAGAUCUGGAAUAUCGAAUACUGAAAUAUCAAACACUGGAACAUCAAAGGACCCCGCUCGCUUGCACUUGUUCUUUGUUCAUCAACACUACACCACACCACACUGGCACACCACACCACGCCACACCACCGCGCAGAACUCUCCAGACUCCGAGUGUGAACAAGAUCUCUCAAGAUCUCUCAGGAUCUCUCAUUCAUCGCUCUUUACACCAGAAUCACUGAAUCAGCACCGCGUGGAGGAUGUUUGUGGUUUAUUGGGGAAUGGUGUUGGUGUUGGUGUUGGUGUUGGAAUUGGUGUUGGUGUUGGUGUUGGUGUUGGUGUUGGUGUUGGUGUUGGUAUUGGGACCGACUCGUUUAAUGGUGGGACAAGUGCACAAGAGGACGGAGAGGGGUUGGGCUAUACUAUUAUUUCGAAUGGGCGAUUCAUCGAGUGGCGACUGUUGGUGCAGGAGCUGGAAAUAAACCCCGAAGGCGAAGUGGAUUUGGAUUUGGGAGGAGGUUUAAUAGGCGUGACGAGAGGUUCAAUAGGCGCGACGACACGGAGAGGUUUAACGUUUAACUUUCUCUGGUGUGUGUGGUUCCGAAGAGGAUUUAAUCAACUUGGAGAGGUGCGAGACUCGAGUCGUAUCGGAGUUGCUGAAGCUUCGUUCGCCUCCUUGCUCUCACUCAGGCUGAACUUGAACGGUAACGAUGGUCAUCCUGAUGUUUCUGGUAACAACACUCGGGUUCAAGCACGAGUCAGCGAACGAUGGACUAUCACCACGAUCUCACUACAAGUACCGGGUAAAUGGACUGCAAAUAAAGAGUGCGGCGGGUUGGAUGUUGGAUGUUGGACGUUGGACGCUUCAAGUUCGCCUUCAACAGUCCAUACUGAGUGGAAAGAACGAGUAUACUUAAAAUUUGUUGGUGAGAGGAGCAUAAGGGAGCCACAUGCUGUUGAAGUCUUACUGCUGCUCAUGAAAGCUCUUGAGAAUUUACUAGGCUCAACUGCACUUGAAGCAGAGCUCAGGCUGGACUAA
This is a messenger RNA of Lentinula edodes (shiitake mushroom), 1128 nucleotides long. RefSeq lists its product as uncharacterized. The coding region runs from base 1 to 1128 and encodes 375 amino acids. The transcript is spliced from 9 exons. Lineage: Eukaryota; Fungi; Basidiomycota; Agaricomycetes; Agaricales; Omphalotaceae. The record is from RefSeq and is a predicted model, not a curated record.